AUGCUGACGAUCACUCUGCUUUGUACCGUUGCCGCUGCGUUCGUGAUCUACUUUCUCAUAUCCUCGAUUUCUACGAGACGCCGCCAUGCUGUAGCCGCAAAGCAGCUCGGCUGUAGGCCAGCACCCACAGAAUACACCCCGGAUCCACUGGGCCUUGUGAACUUGAUCAAGACCCUACGCGCAAACAGCAAGAAUGAGGUACUCGAGCACAUCCGAGGCGUGUUCGACGACGUGUCGCUACGCAUGAACAAGACAGUGUAUUCUUAUGACACGAACAUCCUGGGCGACAGGGUGUUUUUCACCUGCGACCCACGGAACAUUCAGGCCAUUCUCGCUACUCAGUUCAAAGAUUUCGAGCUAGGAAAAAUCCGUACAGCCGCGUUUGCGUCACUACUCGGCCACGGCAUCUUUUCGGUGGAUGGGAAGCAAUGGGAACACUCUCGCGCCCUUCUACGGCCCCAGUUCUCUCGCGAUCAGGUCAAGGACUUGGAUCUGGAAGAGAAGCAUGUUCAAAACUUGCUCACAGCACUUCCUGUGGAAGCAGACUCCUGGACGAGCACCACCGACAUUCAACCCCUGAUAUCCCGAUUCACCAUGGACUCGGCCAGCGAAUUCCUCUUUGGAGAGAGCACAAACAUUCAGCUCUCUGCACUCUCCGAGGAGGCCGCGGCCAAAAAUGCCGAGGCCAAAAAUGCCGAAGACCGCGCCUUUGUGCAAGCCUUCGAGGCCUGUCAAGACCGCAUGGCCAAGGCCAUGUUGCUGAACGAGUUCUACUAUCUGGUCCUGACCAAGAAGCAUGGAGAUGACUGUCGAUUGUGCCAUCAUUACAUCGACCGAUUUGUGCACAAAGCUCUGGGCCGCGACAGCAAGCAAGAUCCAGUCGAGGGCGGCAAAAAAGAAAAGUACGUCUUUCUUGAGAGCCUUGUCAACGAGACGAGGGAUCCCAUCGAGAUACGUAAUCAACUUCUGUCAAUUCUAUUGGCCGGUCGCGACACCACCGCCUCGUUGUUGAGCUUCUUGUUCCUCAUGCUGGUCCGGCAUCCCGAGGUAUUUGACGAGCUACGAUCAACCAUCAUUGAAGAUUUUGGAACCUUCAAAUCGCCUAAAAAUCUCACCUUUGCGAACUUGAAGGCCUGUUCAUAUUUACAAUGGUGUAUAAAUGAGACCUUGAGGCUUUACCCUAGUGUGCCUCUCAAUGGACGGCGGUGCGCAAGGGACACGAGCCUGCCUUUCGGGGGCGGCGAAGACGGCCUUUCGCCUGUUUUCAUACCGGCUGGAACAGAGAUUGCCUAUCUAGUGUAUGUAAUGCACAGGCAGCCUGACUUCUGGGGCCCAGAUGCGGAUGCGUUCCGACCAGAGCGGUGGCAGAAUCACAAGUAUGGCUUCGAGUAUCUGCCGUUUAACGGUGGGCCAAGAAUCUGUCUUGGACAACAAUUUGCUCUCACAAAGGCAGCAUACGUGACUGUUCGCCUCCUACAGCGCUUUGACAAGCUCGAUGGAUCAAGCAUACCCCCAGGGCCGAUCAAAUGGGCUGUAACCUUGACUGUGGACUACUUCGAGCUGGAGACCCGCUCCAAUGGAACAGACCUCAUAUCCACCAUGAACGGUAUAUUCCAAACGGGGGGUUUUAUAGGUACCCUCAUUUUGCCCUGGGUGGCAGAUAAAUGGGGCAGGCGUUGGGCACUUGCAGUUCCUGCGAUCCUUGUCCUUAUCUCCGGAGCCGUGAUGGCUGGCAGCACCAAUGUCGGGGAAUUUAUUGUAUUCCGAUUCUUUAGCGGCGCUGGUUCGUGGAUGUCGGUCGCAGCAGCCCCGCUUAUGAUGAGCGAACUCGUCCCCGUCAAUCUGAGAGGUGGUCUUGUGGAGAUUCACGGGAUAUUCUUUCAAAUUGGCUACAUGUCGUCUGGCUGGAUCGGGUUCGGCACCUUCUUCUGGCCCAACAAUGGAAACAAUUGGCGCCUGCCGGUCGCUAUCCAGUGUCUCUCUCCGCUCCUGCUACUGGCCGGCCUUCCCUUUUGCCCAGAAAGCCCAAGAUGGCUUGUUAUGCAAAACCGAGACGAAGAGGCCAAGCGCGUGCUCGAGAAGGUUCAUUCGCACUCUGAUGACGGCCAUGAUCGGGCCCACGCAGAAUUGUACCAGAUCCAGAGACAGGUCGCCAUCGAUCGAGAACUGAAGUGCACCUGGACACAGCUGUUCCGCAAACCCUCGUACAGGAAGAGGGCUAUUCUGGCAAUCGGGACUACGGGCAUUGUCCAGUUUGCUGGCGUGUUGGUCAUCAACAAUUACGGUCCAGUCAUCUACAAGCUUCUGGGCUACGGGUCCGAAAAGCAGCUGCUCUUCCCCGUUGUCUGGCUGACUGUCGGGUUCUGCCUCUUCCUUGUUGCCCCAGGCUUGAUCGAUCUAUUCCCCAGGAACAUUCUGUUGGGUUGUGGCAUUAUCGGUUGUUCCGUUAUGUUGAUCAUCAUCUCGGCCCUGAUCGCCAACUUCGUCCCGUCAAAUAACACCGCCGCCCUCAAGGCGACCGUUGCAUGCUUCUAUCUCUAUCAACCGUUCUAUGUCAUUGGCCUCGACGGCACUCAAUUCACCUUCCUUGGCGAGAUUUUCCCUACGCAUCUUCGCGCAAAAGGCGUCUGCCUUGGUAGUGCCAUGAUUGCGUUGAUGAACAUCAUCUGGCUUCAGUCUGCCCCAACGGCAUUGGCGAACAUCGGCUGGAAAUACUUCCUGGUCUUCAUCAUCGGUGGAGUCAUCGGCGGUGUCUUGAUCCUCAUAUAUUGGCCCGACACACGAAACAUGCCAUUGGAAGAAGUUGCCGCCAUCUUCGGUGACGAAGACGAGGUUGCGGUUUAUCAGUACGAGCUCGAAAUCGACCCCACGACUCAUACGGUUCGGGACCAUCAUCUGGAGGGUAAAGCAUUGCAGGUGCACCAGGUCGAGGGCGAGAGAAAAGAUGGCCAAGUGGAGGUGAUGCCAGAGGCUCGAGCGGAGUGA
Molecule: messenger RNA, 2985 nt
Organism: Fonsecaea multimorphosa CBS 102226
Lineage: Eukaryota; Fungi; Ascomycota; Eurotiomycetes; Chaetothyriales; Herpotrichiellaceae
Exons: 10
Coding region: 1-2985 (994 amino acids)
Biological process (GO): transmembrane transport
Cellular component (GO): membrane
Molecular function (GO): transmembrane transporter activity; heme binding; iron ion binding
Source: RefSeq, a predicted model, not a curated record